UUGUCGUUAUGUGAGACCAGAUGUCACUCAACAGUGAAUGUCAUUCAUUGAGUUUUUAUUGAAUGACAAUAAAGAGUUGUCAGACAAUGGAUGACAACGAGACAGUUAUGAUGGAAAAGUUAGAGUGUCUUAAAGAGAUCAGGUCUCGUACCAUUCAGUUKGAGAAACUCAAGUCACGAUUGAAACAAGAAUUGGAUUCAAGAGAGACAGAAGGCAAGUGUUUUGAUGAAUACAAGAAGGAAAUGGAUUUAUUGCUUCAGGAGAAGAUGGCACACGUGGAAGAGCUCAGACAAAUACAUGCAGAUAUCAAUGCAAUGGAAAAUGUGUUGAAACAGAGUCAUGAAGACAGCAAUCAUCACGAAGAGAAUGUUCAACACAUUAUGCAAGAGUAUCAACCAUUGAAAGAACUGAUUGAUAAGCUUAGGGCUGACAUUGGAUUGCCUCGACUUCCAGAACUGUGCGAAGAGAGCGACAAAUUUAAGCCCGAGUUGUUUGAGAAACGCAAACACGAGUGGAGACAAAUGUUGCCCGAAAUUAAUGAUCAGGUGUUGCCUCAGUCGCUUAUAGCUGCGGCCGCCACCGCACAGCACUUGCAUAUGGCUGCCGCUCGACCGAAGCCACAGAUGUCGGCUACUAUGCCAUCGGUAGCCGUUUCGCAUCACUCGACAAUUACUUCGGCACCCACUGAAAGGCCUACUCCGGCAGCAUUUCGUCAACAGCCGCCACCAAUGAAGUCAUGUCUUUCAUGUCAUCAACAGAUCCACCGAAACGCUCCGAUAUGUCCUCUAUGUAAGGCUAAAAGUCGAUCUCGUAAUCCAAAGAAACCAAAGCGUAAGCUCGAGGAUUGAGACAAUCCUUAUCAAGUGAUCAAUCUAUUGAUACAAUUAUUAAUCUCUUGAUCUAAUCAGAGGAUAAUCUUUUUUGCCAAUUAAAAGUUGUGCCAAACAUUUAACCGUUACUAAUACAGUAUAUAUACGGUAUUUAGUAAACAAUACUAAUUAUUAACUCAUUUUUUAAAAUUUU
Messenger RNA from Oppia nitens, 1023 nucleotides. Its product is annotated as zinc finger C4H2 domain-containing protein-like. NCBI's taxonomy places the organism in Eukaryota, Metazoa, Arthropoda, Arachnida, Sarcoptiformes, Oppiidae. The coding region runs from base 63 to 848 and encodes 261 amino acids. The record is from RefSeq and is a predicted model, not a curated record. The transcript is spliced from 2 exons. Gene Ontology annotation, biological process: positive regulation of neuron differentiation. Gene Ontology annotation, cellular component: nucleus.